AUGGAGCGAACUAUGUUUUGCUGUCUAUUAUUCUGUGUGCUAGUAACGUUCCUCACAACCGCUUGUGCAGCAGCGUCUGCCGCGCCGUCGCUCCCAGCGUCCCUCUUACUCUCUUUAUUCCCGGAGUCCUUCUUACUCUCAUCCUUCGCAGCGUCUGAUGAGUCAUCGGGUUCAGGCGGGCUCCCUGUAGUGUCGUCCACACAGAGUGCGACUGCUCUGAAAGGGAAAGUUUUUCUGCGCUAUGCCGGCAAGUUGAGACCCCCCUGUAGCCACGGAAAGAUCGUUGGUGACCUGGCAGCAACAGGGAAGUACUCUUAUAAGGGACUGGAGUCCUCUCCAUCAGAAUGUUACGUUGUGGAAAAGAUGCGAGUGGACAACAUCCGAUCAGGAGGGGCUCAACCCAGCAUUAUGUCUGGGUUGAAGCAAGUAAGCUGGGCGAUCAGGGCAGCAAGGGGCAGCAGGGAAGCGACGGGGAGGCCUGCUGGGUGGACAAUGGGACUCGCACAACCAGGUGUAACCUUUGAGUCAACUCAAAAGGCAGCAGGGCAGCGACGGCGAGGCCUGCUGGGUGGACAAUGGGGGACUCGCACAACCAGGUGUAUCACCUUUCCUCGUGCCCGUCUCCCCUCAUCUGUGCUCCCUCCCCGCCUUGCUCACCUUGGCCCUGGCCAUGGGUUGAAGCAAGCAAGCUGGGCGAUCAGGGCAGUGAGGGGAGCAGCACGGGGGAGGGAGGGUCGAGUGAUGUAUCACCUUCGCUCCUGGCUCCUUCGCGGGUUGAAGCAAGCAAGCAAGCUGGAGGAUCAGGGCAGCGAGGUGCAGCAAGAGGAGGGAGGGUCGACUGAUGUAUCACCUUUCCCCCUGCCCUGCCCCCUUCAUCCGCACUCCCCUCAUUUGCACUUCUUCUCUCCCUUGCUCGCCUUGCCAGGGGUUGAAGCAAGCAAGCUAAAGGAUCAGGGCAUGUCAACGCCUCUAAACUCAGGAAGAACCACCCACACUCACCUGCAAGCCUUCGUAUUCCGCCUUGGGUCGUUUCAGCUCGCCCUGCUUCUCCACCAGUCGGCUCUGCAGCUCCAUCGCAUCGUCCGCCUCUGUGCUCCUCCCAUUCAGCCUCAUAGCGACCUGCACCGCACAGAACCCACCUGUAAGGCUUCAAACUCCGCUUUCAGCCGUUUCAGCUCGCCCUGCUUCUCCACCAGUCGGCUCUGCCGCUCCAACACGUCACCACUGCCUCUCUUCCCCUCCCUUCCCAUACAACCUCACAGCGACCUGCCCUGCAAGCCACACUCACUCACUCUGCAGCUCCUUCACGCCAUCACUCUUGCCUCUGACCUUCCCUUCCGACCCUCUACCCACUUCUCUGCACCUCCAUCACGCCAUCACUCUUGCCAUCACGUCGUCCGCCUCUGUGCCCCCGAACGGGUGGAAUGCAAAGCUCACUUCAUCCUCUCCCCCCUCGUUCCGCUCAGGAGUGUCUUCAUAGUCAUCGUCACUCUCCGGGCCUCCUCUGCUGCCUCGGGACGAUCGUUCGGCUUCUUCCUUCUUGUCGCCGCCCAGCAACCUGGGGAGUGGUAG
Messenger RNA from Closterium sp. Naga37s-1, 1572 nucleotides. NCBI's taxonomy places the organism in Eukaryota, Viridiplantae, Streptophyta, Zygnematophyceae, Desmidiales, Closteriaceae. The record is from the annotation of a GenBank genome assembly.